CACGCACACACACACACACACACACACACACACACUGCGCCUGCUUGUGUUCUGCUGUCUUUGAAUCACAGCAGCUCCGGAGAUUUUAUUAUUUUAUUUCGGACAUAACACAAAGUGGUUCAUUUAGAGCUCGCCGCGUGGAGUGGACAUCUUUGAGUCUCUCUGAUCGGGACAAAUAUUUUGUUUUUUUUUUUUUUUUUUUUUUUUGGUUUUUGUUUUUUUUUUUUGUUUUUUUUUUCCACGCACCUGGAAUAUUACUCCCCAGCAAGGCGCAACAUCAGCAUCGGUCUCAGCAUCCUUCCUUUUAUCGUCUCCAUAUUUGUCACUAUCAUUUUGAAUGAGUGGCGUGGGCUCCGGGCUCUCCCGGACUCCAUCGUCCCAGCCCGUCCCGCUGGGUAUCGGUUCGCGUCCCGCCGCCCCGCUGCAUGCCUGAGCGCCCCCCCCGCUGACCGCGACCACCUCGCCGUCCCCGGGCUUCAGUGAAGGAGCGCUCUGCUCGGGGGGAGAGGCUCAGCCCUCGCCCAGUCUGCGUGGGUGGACAUGGCCGUGCCCACGGGGCUCUGGAUGCUGCUGCUGCUCGCUGCCGUCCUGCCAGGGGGCCAUGCCCAGAGCGUCCAGAUGGACUCCACUAAGUCUGGCUUUGUGGGCUCCCAGGUAGAGCUCCGAUGCCAGUUUGUCAACAGCAACCCGCCUGUGAAGAUCUCCCAGGUCACCUGGCAGAAGUUUCUCAACGGCACCAAGCAGAAUGUGGCCAUCGCCAACCCCACCAUGGGCGUGUCGGUGCUGCCGCCCUUCAAGGACCGCGUGGCCUUCAAGCACCCGGCCGUCCGGCACCGCACGCCCUCGCUGGAGGACACCACGAUCACAUUCUCCAACCUGCGCCUCUCGGACGAGGCCGCCUACAUCUGCGAGUACACCACCUUCCCGGCUGGUAAUCGGGAGAACAUGGUCAACCUCACUGUUUUUGCUCAGCCUGCCACUCGCCUGACCCUGACCACACCCAUCAUCGUGGCGCGGCCGCAGAAGCGCCGCAUGACCGUGGCCACCUGCGUCUCAGCCAACGGCAAGCCUCCCAGCGUGAUCACCUGGGACACUCGGCUGAAGGGCGAGGCCACCUUCCAGGAGACGCGCAACGCCAACGGCACGGUGACAGUGCGCAGUAACUACAUGCUGGUGCCCAGCCGGGAGACACACAAGCAGAAGCUGACCUGCACCGUGACCUACCGCAAGGAGAGGAUCACCGAGAGCGUGGUCCUCAACGUGCAGUAUGAGCCCGAGGUUGUGAUCGAGGGAUUCGAUGGGAACUGGUACCUCAACCGGCAGGACGUGCAGCUGACCUGCAAGGCCGACGCCAACCCUCCGGUCACCGUGUACCAGUGGAAGCUCCUGAACGGCUCCUUGCCCAACGUGGAGAUCCGCAACAACUCGCUCUUUUUCAAAGGGCCGGUGACCUAUGACCUCGCCGGCACCUAUGUGUGCGACGCCACCAACAGCAUCGGGACGCGCUCGGGCCAGGUGGAGGUCAACGUGACGGAAUACCCUAACAAUCCUCCACCCGGGGGCCGCGAGAACCCGCGGGACCAGCAGGGUCCUGGUGCUGCCAUCGGGGGUGCGGUAGGGGGCGUGGUUCUGCUGGGCGUUGCCGCCGCCCUCCUGUUUGUCUUCCUCCGCCGGCGGCAGCACACCUUCAAGGGCGACUACAGCACAAAGAAGCAUGUAUUCGGGAAUGGCUACAGCAAGGCAGGCAGUGCACCCGCUCACCCGCCGCUACCCACCAGCCUGCAGUACCCUGAUGACUCGGACGACGAGAAGAAGCCUGCACAAAUGGGGGGCUCAGGCUCCUUUGAGGGUGGUGAUCGGGCCUUCGGCAAUGAUGCCGAGGACCUGAAGAGGCCAUACUUCACGGUGGAAGAGGGCGAGAGCCGCGAGUACGAUGAACGGACCCUCGCAUUCCAGUACGACCCCGAACCCGAGAUUGCAGAUGACAUGGUCUCUCAAACCGAUGGUUCGGUCAUUUCGAAAAAAGAGUGGUAUGUGUAGGGGCAUGUGAAACCAAACCACCACCUCCUUCCUUCCCACCGUUCACCGCACCACACCCUGCUCACCCGUCACGUUCAGUCAAUCCCCGACCCCCAACAUCUCCAGUUCCAUCUCUCAUUUAAUCCCACGCCUUGAUGCUUCAACACAGCCACCCAUCCCUCAUUGACUCCCCCAUUCAGACCCUUUAAAAAAUCAAUGUGACAUCAAGGUAUUUUAAAAUAUUAAACAAUUCUGCUCAUGAAAAGGCUAAUAAAUGGCCAGUCGCCAUGGACUUUUCAAUCCAGGAAACUGGUUGCUUGAUAAUAAUUGUGCAUUAUUUUUUGUCUUAAGAUUUUUUCGUUCAUGUUAUUAUAAAUGUAUCAAUUGUGUAAAAAAAAAAAAAGAAACCUUUUAUCUUAGGAUGGGCAGCGCUGAACAUAUGUGGUGAAAGUUAUACACUGGAUGUAUGAUAUUUCCGAUUGACAAUGGAUUUACUGUUUAGAGUUUUUGUAAUCAUUUUUGCUUCAUUUUAGUGAGAAGGUUAUGCUAACAGACAGCACUGAGCAGUGUAGGAGGUACAGUAUGAGCACUGCUCCCUGGGUAGGCCACCCAACUGAGAGCGUCUCGUCUGCGUUUUCACUGAACCACCAGACGAGCGAGAAACCCUCUCCUCUCCUUCCAGGAUCUGACUUUCCUUCUGCCAGCAGGGAUUACUCCUAAUCCAGACCUGAGAACGUGUUACAGUUUCCUGGCUUUUCACAAAUUAAGAGUGUAUCGCAAGCCAGUAAUAGCUAAUGAUUACUCUCUAUUAGGUAUGUGCAGUAUAAACCCUCCAGUGCACAUGACCCUGUUACAGUGGGCCUUGGCACCGGUUUUCUCAGCGCCGUGCGUGUCUGAGCACACGAAUGCUAGGCAUCACACAAAUCUCAACUUUUCAUUUAAAGAUGCUACAUGUUUUCAGCUUUAGGCUCUCUGGUCCCAGCUCUGCAAAGAGGAAGCGCUGCAUUGCUGCUGCACACGGGGUAGGGCCAUAGUCCACAUUAGGAGACAGGAACGCAGUGGAGAAGAGUGUCGUAUGGUGCCAAUGUGAAUGUUCAUUUCUGAAUCUUGAUCCACCUGACAUCACCCUUUCUCUGGCAAAAAUAUGCCUAAUACCGUGUCAGCGAUCUCUCGACCAUAUCCAUCUCCAUGUGCAUAAACUUGAAGCAUUACACCCUCUGACUGGUCAUAUCCUAUUGCAGAACAGAA
This is a messenger RNA of Scleropages formosus (Asian bonytongue), 3267 nucleotides long. RefSeq names its product nectin cell adhesion molecule 1b (gene nectin1b). The transcript is spliced from 6 exons. Lineage: Eukaryota; Metazoa; Chordata; Actinopteri; Osteoglossiformes; Osteoglossidae. Gene Ontology annotation, biological process: heterophilic cell-cell adhesion; protein localization to cell junction; homophilic cell-cell adhesion. Gene Ontology annotation, cellular component: adherens junction. The coding region runs from base 541 to 2040 and encodes 499 amino acids. The record is from RefSeq and is a predicted model, not a curated record.